Molecule: messenger RNA, 135 nt
Organism: Ectocarpus sp. CCAP 1310/34
Lineage: Eukaryota; Phaeophyceae; Ectocarpales; Ectocarpaceae
Source: the annotation of a GenBank genome assembly
AUGGGGCUCACGCUGUUGGUGAUUGAUGCCGUCAUCCUCGUCGGUGCCUCGGCGUAUGCCUUGAUCAGCCUUGGCUACAUCGCAACCAUGUGGCACUUGCGGAAGAACUUUUUCAUCGUGCUGCGGCCUUUCUAG